This is a messenger RNA of Dentiscutata erythropus, 349 nucleotides long. Lineage: Eukaryota; Fungi; Glomeromycota; Glomeromycetes; Diversisporales; Gigasporaceae. The record is from the annotation of a GenBank genome assembly.
AAAAUUUACAAAAAUAUAAUUAUUACUAUGUCUCUUGAUUCUCUUAUUGAUGCUUUUGAAGCUUAUGAAAAUUCUAAUAGUACUGCUAAAUUAUCAGGAAAUAAUGAUAUAGAAAGUGAUACUGCUCUUAAAGAUUCAAUUCAAUUUAUAGAUGAAGAAUUAUUAUCUGAUAUUCAACUUAAAAAUUAUUUUGAACAACCAUUAAUUCAAUUAACAAAACAUAAUAUUGUUACUAAUAUACAAUAUUAUUUAACUUUUAUUGAAUAUUCUACAACUGCUAAUGAAAGCAUUGCUCAUAUUUUUUGUAUUGAAAAAUGGGAUAAUUCAUCUUUUUUAUUUAAAGAUGUUA